AGCUACUGUAUCAUUCUUUUCCUUUUGAAUUUGAUUUCAUUAAGGGAGGAAGAAACAAGAUGAAAUACCCAGGUCUACAGAUGUUCAUGGACAACUUGAAACAGCUCAUUUACUGUAAUCAUAAUCUAGUCAUCAACAAUCCAUUAAUUCUAUCUCAAAGGCCUCAAUUCCAACUGCUUUAUCAAGAGCUUGGCUCCAUGAUUCAAAUCCUUCUCGAUGUCCAUGAAAAUCAUCAUCUAUAUGAGCUCGAAAAAGUUGAAAAUCUGAUGAGAAGAUUCAAAGAUGCAGUAGAAGAAGCACAAGAUAUCAUUGAUCUAUUUCUAUCCGCUGUUCAUUCCAGAAGUAGAGGACUUUUCACUAGACCUGAUGUCUUUAAAACCUCCCUGGAUCUGGAGAAUGCCAUGAGAUGUAUCGAGUCUAUUAAGGUGGAAUUCAUGACUAUGAUCAACAUCGGUAACUUGAAUCCAACUCCAAGAAUUGACCGCCUGAAAACACAGUCUGCUGAUGCUGGUACCAGAAAUCUAUCAGGAACAAAGAAACCAUUGGAAGAAGUUGUUGUGGGGCUUGAUCGUGAUGCUGAGCUCAUACGUGACAAACUUGUUGAAGAUACAAAGCAACUGGAUGUCCUCUCUAUUGUUGGUAUGGGGGGACUCGGAAAGACUACCCUGGCUACCAAACUAUUCAAUGAUCGUUUCAUUGUAUAUCAUUUCCAUGUUCGAGCUUGGGCCACUGUUUCUCAAACAUAUAUAAAACGAGAUUUUUUGAUUCAAAUUCUGACAUCCAUCGGUGUUCAACAUGACCUUGAAGAAGCCAAUGACUCUAAACUUCGUGAAAAGUUGCACAAGCACCUAAUGGGUCGAAGAUAUUUGAUUGUCAUUGAUGAUAUCUGGAGCAGUGAGGCUUGGGAUGACUUGAAAUUAUUUUUUCCCCAUGAGAACACCGGAAGUAGAAUUUUGCUCACUAGUCGCCUCAAUGAAGUUGCUUUGCAUGCGAAACCACAUGGGUUCGUCCACUCCUUGCCUUAUUUGACAGAAGCACAAAGCUGGGAGUUAUUGUGCCAGAAGGUGUUCCAUGGCGAUGAGUGCCCUGGCUGGUUGAUUAAACCCGGAAUGCAAAUUGCAAGAAAAUGUCAAGGACUACCACUUUCGGUGGUUGUCAUGGCAGGAAUUCUAGCAAAAGAAACGACGAGAUCAUAUUUGUGGGAGAAUAUUGCUUGCAGUGUCGGUUCUUACAUUCUUAGUGACCAGGAAUUAGGAUGCUUGGAAACACUAGCUUUAAGUUACCACCAUUUACCUCAUCACUUGAGAGAGUGCUUUCUUUAUCUAGGAGGCUUCCCUGAAGACUUUAGAAUCAAUGCAAAAAGGUUGACAUGGUUAUGGGUGGCGGAGGGUUUUAUUGAAGAAGAUGGAAAUCGAAGUGCAGAGGAGACUGCAAGCACUUACCUUAUGGAUCUAGUCGACAGAAGUCUUGUAAUUGUUGCAGAAAGGAAGUUUAAUAGCGAAAUCAAAGCUUGUAAGCUCCAUGAUCUUGUGAGGGAACUAUGCCAGCAAAAAGCAAAAGAAGAAAGAUUUUUCAUCAAAAUAGACUCUCCGCCAUUCUCUUCUUUACUCGGUGUUAUUAAACCAUAUGAGGUUGUUAUGCCAUAUAAGCAACGGUUUGUGUUUACAAAUCAAGAUAUCAACAUUGUGAACAUUGCUCAUCCCCCCACCCCAAGCAUUCGAUCCCUUUUUGGCUUUCAUAAGGACUCACGCUUGAUCUACGACAUUGCAAAGUAUUUCCAUUCCUUUGCGCUUCUAAGGGUGUUAAAUCUAGGAAAGUGUAAACUGCAUUAUUUUCCACAAGGGAUGACAUUACUGGUUCAUUUAAGGUACCUUGCAAUUUGUUACUCAUGUGAAUUCCCAUGCUCAAUAUGCAAUUUAUGGAGCCUUCAGACCCUCAUUCUUGAACGUAAUUUUGGUGUUGUGCAUUUACCCCAUAACAUAUCAGAUUUGGUGAAUCUGAGGCAUUUGUGGAGUACCAGGGAGAUUUUUCUUCUUACUAUUGAAAAACCAAUGAACUUGCAUUCCAUUUCGAAAGUGAGGUUAAGAGAUGGGGCAGGUAAUUUCGGGAAAUGUUUUCCUAGCAUCAAGAAGCUUGGAUAUACUCUUAUUUCGGGUGAGGAAGGCCGCUUUGAAUCUCUACCUUACCUUGAAACCUUGAAGUUAAGCUCCAAAAUGCAUGGACCGAACGUUAGACUGAAUCAUAUUCGGUUUCCUGCAACGUUGAAAAAACUUACACUUGUAGAGUGUCAUCAACCUUGGAGCAAUAUAUCAAUCAUUCAAUCGUUACCUAACUUGGAGGUUCUCAAAAUAAAAUACGGUGCCUUUGAGGGAACACAGUGGAAUGCAGGUGAGCAACAGUUUGGCCAGCUAAAAUACUUGAGUCUUGAGGUGUUAGAUAUCAAACAAUGGGAAGCCUAUAAUACAAGCUUCCCAUGUCUCAAACGAUUAGCAGUGAGGUCAUGCCGUAAUCUUGAAGAGAUCCCGCUUGAAAUAGGGGAAAUCGCCACCCUUGAGCUUAUUGAAAUUUACGAAUGUGUUAACUCCGCUCUUAUGAAAUCUGCUGAAAGAAUUCUGAAAGAACAACAUGAUCAGGGAAACACUGAGCUAAAGAUCACUGAAGACGGAAAGGAGUUAUCCAUUUAUUUAUGUGAGCAUGAGGGUUCGGAGUCUGAAUGAGAAUAAUUAAGGUAGAGUCUCGUGGAGUCGCAAGUGACUCAAUCAAUGUUCGUUUCAUAAGUUACAAUGAUAGCCUGGAGUCACCGCAUUUGAACCUCCGUGGCCACAAGGGGAUUUUUAUUCCUCCUUGGAUUUGAAUCUGGGACCUCCUGGUACUUUUGACCAAUGGAGCCAAGCUCAAACCAAUCAUGCACUACCUUGUGGUUGAUAUCUGCAUAUGGUGUUUUCAAGAGAUGAAGAUGAUGCAAAUGAUGUUCACGGUGUUCAUCAUUUUGGUCCUGUUUCAAGACGAAGUCUGGUUGUGUUUGUGUGCUUACAGUUUCAACAGCAACUGUUUCUUCAUCAGGAAAUGCAAUUUGACUCCUGAUCAACAUCUGGAAAAGAGAGGCAUCACCACCAUGUCAUCGUUCUAAUUUAAAGUCAUAUCUUAAGUUGCUAGAACUUAAGAAUUACCGGUAAACGCUUAUUGAGUAAAAAUUUGGAUAAAUAUCUUCCAAGUGUAAAUAUAUCAUCCUUAAAAUAA
Messenger RNA from Cynara cardunculus var. scolymus (artichoke), 3240 nucleotides. Its product is annotated as putative late blight resistance protein homolog R1A-10. Lineage: Eukaryota; Viridiplantae; Streptophyta; Magnoliopsida; Asterales; Asteraceae. The record is from RefSeq and is a predicted model, not a curated record. Gene Ontology annotation, molecular function: ADP binding. The transcript is spliced from 4 exons. The coding region runs from base 60 to 2717 and encodes 885 amino acids. Gene Ontology annotation, biological process: defense response to other organism.